Molecule: messenger RNA, 2734 nt
Organism: Ilex paraguariensis (yerba mate)
Lineage: Eukaryota; Viridiplantae; Streptophyta; Magnoliopsida; Aquifoliales; Aquifoliaceae
Source: the annotation of a GenBank genome assembly
AUGGCCCUCACCACCAGGCAAACACCCAGCGCCAUGCAACAACCGAGCAACAUGCAACAACUGAUGCCAGCACCGAGCGACAUGCAACAACUGAGGCCAGCACCGAGCAGUAUGCAACAACUGAUGCCAGCACCGACCAGUAUGCAGCAACUGGUAUCAGCACCGAGCAGUACGCAGCAAAAUGUAUCAGCACCAGGCAGCAUGCAACGCCAGAUGCAAGCACCGAGCAGCAUGCAACAACUGAUGCCAACACCCAUGAGCACGCAACAACUGAUGCAAACACCCAUGAGCACGCAACAACUGAUGCAAACACCCAUGAGCACGCAACAACUGAUGCAAACACCUAGCAGCAUGCAACAACAGCACACUAGCAGCAUGCAACAACAGCACACAGGCAGUCGACCGAUGAUCUCGAGCUCGGAAGAUGCUGCGAUGACGAGGCUAGUUCAGGGAUACCAUGCCCCCGAUGGCAGGGAGGUUAACGUGAAGCCACUCCUCAAACUUGCCGAGGAUAUCUUCUCCCGUGCCGAUGCCAUUGCCAUUGCCAUUCUCGGACCGGCCUAUCAAAUUCAGAGUACGGGAGCUUUUGAGGACUUGAAGACUACCCAAUCUGCAAGCUUGCUUGACAUGCCUGAUGCUCCAGCGUAUACCAUUGAUCGAAUUGCCAGCGAGAUAGCAUCCUACUACGUGGCAGGGAGUGAUGCACAUGCAACAACAGUCUCAGUUCUCCAGCACUUGAUAUUGAGCUACAAAUGGGAUGCCAAGAUGGUACUGGUCUUAUCAGCUCUGGCAGUGAAAUAUGGAGAAUUUUGGCUACUAGUCCAUUUUCACACCACCAACCCAUUGGCCAAAUCCGUGGCAAUCCUCAAGCUACUGCCUGAAACCUUGGAGCAUCAAAGCCUUCUGAAACCCCGGUUUGACGCCAUUAGAAUGCUUAUUAAAGCUAUGGUUGAUCUCGCAUACUGCAUUCUCAGGUUCAACGAUCUUCCACCUCAGUAUUUCGCCACCGAGAAUAUACCGGCGGUGUCCGCCUUUGAGGCUCAUACGCCAAUUGCCGUCUAUUGGACCAUCAGAGGUGUUGUGGCUUGUGCUGCUCAGAUUGCUAGCCUGAUCGGGAUAGGACAAGAGUACAUUUCAUCAACAACCGAGUCUUGGGAACUGUCAACCUUGGCUCACAAGAUCAAUAACAUACAUAGCUUCCUAACAGAACAACUGGAACUGUGCGAUAAACAUAUAAAGGAGAGAAAGCAAAUUGAAGUCUACCAAGAUCUACUUCGUUACCUUAAAACACCCCAACUUGAUAACAUCAAGUUUCUCAGAGCAUUGCUUUGUGGAAAGGAUGAUCCAACUCCAAUUGUCGAUGGAGACACAAAACUGAGGGUUAACAUUGAGGUCUUGAGGAUGAAAAACGUGCUGUUGCUCAUAUCAGACCUAGACAUCCCACAGGAAGAGCUUGCAAACCUGGAAAACAUAUACCAGACCCACCGGACAAGGCAGAACAUUUCGUACGAGGUUGUGUGGCUACCAAUCCUAAAUGAAACCGACUUGUGGACUCCAGAAAAGCAAAAGCAGUUUGACGAACUGCAGCGUCCAAUGCCAUGGUACACAUUGCACCACCCUUCACUGAUCGAGAAGCCAGUAAUCAGGUUUAUUAGGGAGAUAUGGAACUUUAGAAAGAAGCCAAUUCUUGUGGUGCUUGACCCACAAGGACAGGUUGUGUCCCCGAAUGCUCUCCACAUGAUGUGGAUUUGGGGCAGUAAGGCUUCUCCUUUCACAACCAUGAGGGAGAUAUCUCUAUGGGAAGCAGAGUCUUGGAGGCUUGAGUUGCUGGUGACUGAUGAAAUUGACCCCACAAUACAGACCUGGAUAUCACAACGAACACUCAUAUGUCUGUAUGGUGGAGAAGACCUGGACUGGAUUCGAAAUUUUACAAAAGCUGCACGAGACGUUGCCCAAGCUGCAGGCAUUACCUUGGGAAUGGUAUAUGUAGGAAAGAGCAAUCCAAGGGAUAGAGUCCGGAGGAACAUAUUAAGCAUCAGCGAAAGCAAAAUUGGUAAUUCCUGGGAUCUGAAUCAGAUUUGGUACUUCUGGGUUAGACUUGAAAGCAUGCUCCAAUCUAAGAUGCAACUGGGCAAAGCUCCUGAGACUGAUCCUGUAAUGAAGGAGAUUAUGGCAAUGCUGAGUUUCGACAGCAGCGAGAUUGGAUGGGCCUUGAUGAGCAUAGGAUCAGCCGACCUGGCCAAAGCAAAGGGAAGUAUUUUCUUGACUGGCUUGAUGCAGUUUGACAGGUGGAGAGAAAAUGUGCAGACUCAGGGUAGUUUCAUGGCGCCACUGAGGGACCACCUCAAUUUCCUGAUCAAAGAAGCCCCACAUCACUGUAACCGAUUGCUGCUUCCGAGCACUGCCGGGAAGAUCCCAGAGAAAGUUGUGUGCUCCGAAUGUGGCCGUCCCAUGGAUAGGUACAUCAUGUACAAAUGCUGUGAUGAGUAAUUACAUAGGGUCAUCAUCGGAUCAGACACCAUAUAUAUCUACCUAAAAUAACUAAGUGUGUGGCAAGUUUGCUUUGUGGUUUUCCUUUGAAUAUAAUGCUGGGCUUGUAAUAAGAAAAAGCAGUGUCGGGGAUUGGCAGUUGGGUCCUUGGAUUUUGGACUUUAUUUGCUCUUGAACACUGAAAUGUAAUACAAUAAAUCUUGUGUAAACCUUCAAAGUUUGAGUAAUACAAUAAAUUUUGUGU